AUGCAGGUCAAAAACACAUUAUUCAAAGUCCACGCGACUCAGUUAUCGCGCACAUCAAUCACAUUUGAGGAGAUGUUUGCUGUCAGGGGGCAAUCACGACCAACAGAGGGCACAGACGGCUCGAGCGACGAUCACCCAAUUAUAAUUCCUGAACUCAGCAUGAACAUGUUCGAGCUCUACCUUUCAGUUGCAUAUAACAGUUGGAAACCAGAAGGUCCUACCCAUAGUGAUGUUAUUGACCUCCUACGGUUCAGCAACAAGUUCAUGAGUCAAAAAACUCGUGAUGUUGCCAUUCAUCACCUUCAUGAACAACGAUUUCGACACAAACCAUAUGACCUUCUCGCACUCUGUCUCGAAUUCUCAAUUAUGAAGUUCUUUAAGCUCGGGUUUGAAGUGUGGAAUGCCCUUGUCGAUGUGAAAGAGCUUCGCAUUGUUGCCUGCGAGGAGCUGCCUCUUAUUGAGCACACUGCGUGCUGCACCGACAACACUGCAUGUUCCAUUGACUGGCGACAACUCUGGUGGAACUCAAUGGCCCGUUUCCUUCUUGAUGGUCGCAACCCGCAAGCCUUCCAUGAGGCCGUUGAUCGUUUCCAGGAGCUGGGUUCUGAAAUUGGGAGGGUGAACCCGGAGUGUUGGAAAAUGCUGCUUCAAACAGUGAAGAAAGGAACAGCAUUUCAUCUCGCUUAUGAUCUCGUUGAGGAGACGGCUCAGCAGCUGUCGGCAGCUCUGAUCACGGAGCCUGACCAAAUGCUGACAUGCGCAGAAUUAGAUGCUUUUUCAUCAAAUUAG
Molecule: messenger RNA, 789 nt
Organism: Suillus fuscotomentosus
Lineage: Eukaryota; Fungi; Basidiomycota; Agaricomycetes; Boletales; Suillaceae
Exons: 3
Coding region: 1-789 (262 amino acids)
Molecular function (GO): protein binding
Source: RefSeq, a predicted model, not a curated record